AUGCCAAGCGACUACACAGAGUCUGGGGAAGUUCUCCAGGCUGAUAAGACACCAAUGGGUUUGUAUGCAUUCGAAAUGUAUAAAGACGAGCGAUGCCAGUCGGGGUCGAACAGCUUGUCAGCAUUCAGGGCAACAACUCCUAUUUCAUUCAACAGCAGGAUGUGUAACAGCAUAGAUAUCGAGAAGAAGCCUCCCACCAGCACGGAAGAAAAUGAGUCCUGCGACUCCAAGAGUCAGGGGCAAGUCAUAUCUCCUAAACCUGAAGCUCUUCAACCCUUUUCUGAUGAGGAACUCACGGCUCUGGAGAAGUGUCUCAGGCGCAAGAUCGACCUGAGUCUGCUUCCUUGCAUGAUCCUGAUCUAUAUCAUGAACUAUCUGGAUAGGAAUGCUAUUGGAGCAGCUCGAUUUGGAGGAUUAGAGGAGGAUCUGGGAUUGAAGGGCAAUGAAUUCCAGACUGCUGUGUCUGUUAUUUUCGUCGGCUAUGUUCUUAUGCAAGUUCCUUCCAACAUGCUGUUGAACAAAAUCGGAAAGCCAGCCUCCUACCUUACGGCUUGCAUCAUCGGAUGGCUUCGGCGCACUUACUGCAGUUCGCUACCUUCUCGGCUUCGUCGAAGCAGCUUUCAUCCUGGCGCCAUGGCAACUCUGAGUGCCUGGUAUGUGCGAAAGGAACUGGGCGUUCGAACUGAGAUCUUCUACUCAGGAUCUCUAAAUUCUGGCGCCUUCUCUGGACUGAUCGCCGCUGGCAUCAUUGACGGGAUGAACGUUGUUGGUGGACUCCUGGCCUGGCGAUGGAUCUUCAUCCUAGGAGGUUCAGCUACUGUUGUCAUCGCCUUCUGCUGCUACUGGAUUCUCCCGGACUUUCCAGCAACAACCAAGUGGCUCACUGAAUAG
Messenger RNA from Fusarium verticillioides 7600, 891 nucleotides. RefSeq lists its product as hypothetical. The record is from RefSeq and is a predicted model, not a curated record. The transcript is spliced from 4 exons. The coding region runs from base 1 to 891 and encodes 296 amino acids. Gene Ontology annotation, molecular function: transmembrane transporter activity. Gene Ontology annotation, cellular component: membrane. NCBI's taxonomy places the organism in Eukaryota, Fungi, Ascomycota, Sordariomycetes, Hypocreales, Nectriaceae.